AGUUAUUGCGCACACGAUGCUACAGUUAUUCGAACUCCUACUAUUAAAAAUCAAUGGACGGCAGUUGAAAGUUUACGGCCGUCUACAUCAGUGCUCUUACCACCUCGACGAGCUAAGUAGGUAAUUUUUACACCGGCGAAAAGUUUAAAAUUUAAGCGGUUACGUUUUAGUUUUAGUGCGAUUCAUUAGUGCGGUACCAACCGGUGGUACACACCCAACUACCCAUUGCACGCCAUUCCGUGCGGUUUCUUUGUUUGACGAAUGGUUUCCUUUCCCGCAACUCUGGCAGUUCGGUACAUCUAACUUUUAAUCUGAAAAGGGCAAACAUUCUAAGAGAGGACGGAGUCGUUAUCGAGUAUAAUGAUCUGAUUUGACCUGCUGUUCACGGUGCAAGAGAAAAGUUGGCAAAAUUCGAAGAACUUCUCUCAAUGACGAGCCGAAUGGCGACCUUCCUCUUAUCACUUCAAAACCAGGAAAAUACAGGUGGUGCAGGAAUUCUCACUUGACUCUUCAGAGGAAACACGAGAGGACAAAAAUCUGAGAGAGGAUAUCAUAAAAAUCAAGAAAAAUGGACGUGCUGCACGUAAUUGGCUAUACUGUAGGAAUCCUCUUCGUGACAGUUUACUUAUUAGAGGCAUACUUGCACUGGAGACGACGCCCGUUGAUAAAACUAAUGAAGUCCAUUCGGAAGAUCGGUCGCAAUAUGCCGGUGGUAGGACACAUAUGGCUGAUGUGGGGAAAGUUGGAGCACGCUCUUUACACAGCCGAGAAGCUUGUUCGACAUUACGGUCAAGACGGGAAUUUCGCGGUGUGGAUCGUUGAUCGGGUGUAUGUUGUCCUUGUGAAACCGGAGGACUUAGCCCUCACAUUGGGAUCGCCGCACUUCAUCAGCAAAUCGACGGAGUACACCAUCAUGCAGAGUAGCAUCAUGGGGCAAGGCCUUUUCUCCGUGACGGACGUCAACGAGUGGAGAAAAAACAGGAAGCUCAUCACGCCCGCCUUCCAUUUUCAGAUUUUGAAGACAUUCAUAGACAAUUUUCACAUGGAGUCCAAAAUUUUGAUUGACAACGUUAGGAACCAAAUGGACAAUAACGGGGAGGUUGAGGUGCAUCGCUUUAUUGGACUCUGCACUUUGGAUAUGAUCACAAAGAAUGCUAUGGGCGUCACAGUUGAGGCGCAGAAAAACAGCACCCACGUUUUCGUCCAAGGCAUGGAGACCGUCUUACACGUGUGGUACAUGCGCAUCAUAAGCCCGUGGUUACUGAGCAACGCCAUCUUCAGUCUGACGUCGCUGAAGACUCGGCACGACACGGCGAUGCGCGGCGUGCAGGCGUUCGCGACGCAGGUGAUCCUGGAGAAGCUGGAAGAGCGGCACCUGGCCGCCACGAGUGUCUCGCCGGUGGUCUCCGGGCAGGAGGAGGACGAUGCGUUCUGCCGCUCCCGCAACACGCGGGCCUUCCUGGACCUCCUCAUCGACACCGCCUACGAGGGCGUCGACCAGCGGCGCAUGGCCCGCCUCAUCGCGAGCCUCCGCCGACAGAAGGACGCGCAACAGGAGCCCGGAUUUUGGGCCAGGCUCCGCGGGGGCUUCGAUGGCGGGCAGAAGCCUCUAGCCGAUAAGAAGGAGACAGCCGAAAGGGACACGAACAAUAACGCGGACUGCGGGGCGACGCAGGACGACGGAGAGGAGGAUGCCGCGCUGGAGCGGGUCACCUGUCAGCUGCGAGACGAGGUGGUGACCAUCAUGGUUGGCGGUCAAGAGACGACCGCGUGCGAGAACAGCUUCGCCAUCCUCAUGUUGGCGCUCCACCAGGAUGUCCAGCGCAAGGUGACGACGGAGUUGGCCGAAAUAUUCGGGUCCGAUUGUCGACCACCAUCUUACGACGACCUCCAAAGAAUGGCGUAUCUGGAGUGCGUCAUCAAGGAGACGAUGCGGCUCUUCCCAGCACUUCCGGUCAUGGCACGCGUGGCCCAACAGAAUACGACUCUGUCCGAUAAUUCGUUCCUGCCGAAAGGAUGCACGGUGGUAGCAUUCAUCUACUCGUUGCACCGGGACCCUCGGUAUUUUCCGGAGCCGAACCGGUUCUGGCCGGAGCGCUUCCUGCCGGGGAACAGCGGGAACAGACAUCCCUACAGUUACAUCCCUUUCGCGGCUGGAGCCCGCAACUGCAUCGGGCAGAAAUACGCCAUGCUCCAGAUGAAGACAAUCCUGUCGACGGUGCUCCGCGAGUUCAGGAUCCUGCCCAGCCAGAAGAUGCCCAACAUGGAUAGCAUACGACUCCUCAUGACGUCCACGCUCCGCUCCAAAACGGGGUGCUGGGUUCGACUCCAGCCACGGAGUUCCUCCUCGAGCGCCUGAGCAAGGGUCACCCCGCGACUUGACCACCGAACCAUACGAUAGGAAACGUGGAUCCUUAAAAUCACUGGAAAAAAACACAUUGUAUCUUGAGUCCAGACUCUUAAAAACGUCGACAAGAAAAAGUACUCUUGAUUCAAUCAGAAUCUAGCUU
Molecule: messenger RNA, 2510 nt
Organism: Bemisia tabaci
Lineage: Eukaryota; Metazoa; Arthropoda; Insecta; Hemiptera; Aleyrodidae
Source: RefSeq, a predicted model, not a curated record